Messenger RNA from Trichobilharzia regenti, 2699 nucleotides. NCBI's taxonomy places the organism in Eukaryota, Metazoa, Platyhelminthes, Trematoda, Strigeidida, Schistosomatidae. The record is from the annotation of a GenBank genome assembly.
AUUCUACAAAGAAGUAACAUUGAAUUAAGAAGACGCUUGAAAUGAAGAUAGGCUGCUGCAAAUUACUAACUGCGACACUCGUACUUACAACAGCAACAGUCGCAGCGAUAUAUUUUAUGCUCAAAUUGUCUUUAGUGGAACAUAGGCUUCAGGUCAAAGCUUCGAAGUUUCGGUAGCAGUGUUAUUUAUUUUUACGGGUUGGAGUUGCUAGCCUCAUGCCCAACCUUCCCUCUUUACCAGUCUUAUUACUGGAUUAGCGAGGCAAAGGAGUGCACCUGUGUCCGAAAAUCGAACCCCGAACCACCUGAGUGGUUGGUGAACAUUCUACCGCUGUGCCACCGACGCUUUCGUUUUAAAUAAAGACAAGAUCUUUUCAUUUAAAAUCUGGUCUGCAAGUUUACAGUCCAUCAUGUGAUCAUUUAUAUUAACUAAUAAAAAUCAACAUAAGACGAACAACACAUCUGCUUACAGUCCUUGUGACGAUUUUUAUCAGUAUGCCUGUGCUGAAUGGGAGAAAAAUAAUAACAUUCCAGAAGACUCAUUUGCGAUAAAUACAUUUACAAAGGCUUAUAUGGAAAUAAACCAGUAUUUCUGGAAAUUAAUGAGCGAUAGAUCUUUUUCUAACAAUGAUCCACAUUUGGAAGACGCUCAAAAGUAUUAUCGGUCAUGUGUUAAUAGGAAGCACACUCCCCAGCAUAAUCAAACACUUCAGGUUCAUCAACUGAUAAAACUUACAUUUGGUGGUUGGGAACUUUUGCCGGAACUCAUUCAGACUACACCAGAAAACGAUACUGUCAAACAGUUCAUGGACAAUUCCAAUUUUACUGAUUGGAUUUUACCAAUAUUAAGCUCAACUGGACGUUCACCUAUGUUUAGCUUGUCGGUUGACUAUACAGGAAAAGUUAUCCGAAUACUGAAAGGUCGCUUUGCAUUCGAUACAUUUAUUUAUGCAUCACAGAAAAAUAGGCAAGAGGCCUUAAGAUAUACGGAGCAAAUUGCAUAUGACCUCGGUGUAUCUAAUACUCAAAAGCAAAAGUUAAAUGAUGCUUUCUUAACGACUCUUGAAUUUGUAAAAGAAGUGUUGAUUCCAUCAAACCCUAAGAAAUCAGAAGAUAAUUAUCCUAUUACAAUAUCAGCAUUGAAGAAUCGCUGUACACAUGUUGAUUGGGAUGUUCUGUUCGAAAAGAUUUUCGGUGAAGCUGGAUUUCCUAGUUACAAAGAAAUGCCAAUACUAAUAAGUGAAGAUGUUAAUUUUGGAAAGAUGUGUUCAAUGUUGGGUGGAUUGCUGAAUUCUAGUCAUGGAAAAAGUAAACUUCAUAACAUGUUAGUGUUGGACUUUUUGAUGGAACAAACCAAGUAUGAAGGUGAAAUGUCCGAAGAAAAUAAUCUCCUACAUCAUGAAGGAUCUGAUACAACCUUUUCAACCCAUUGCAUCGACCGUUUAAGACAAGUAUUUCCAUGGACACUUGAGAAACAUUUCCUAUCGGAUCAUAUAAAUGAAAGUCAAAGAACUGCUGCAUUAAAUUUGAUCGAUGAAAUAAGGCAUACACUGCAUAAUUUAACCUUAAGAGGCAAGUGGUUGGAUAAUGGGGCAAAAGCCAAUGCCAUAGAUAAGAUUUCACGCACAACAGCAAUUGCCUUAUCUGGGAAAAAGGAGGAUAAAUCUACAAUAUAUCAGUAUCCAAUGGAUGAGAACAAUCCUAUACUCAAUGAAUACUAUGCUCGAAAGUCUGAAUAUUUUGAUAUUCUGAAACUAACUCUGUCCUCAGAUGAUACGGACUUUGGUUCAGUAACACCAACUUUCUCUGCAUCAGCUGCUUACAAUAUGCUUGGAAAUCUUAUAACCCUACAUGCUGGACUGAUACGUCCACCAUUUUAUAAUGGAAAAUAUGACACUCCAACCAAAUAUGCAGGGCUGGGUUCAAUAAUUGGUCAUGAAUUUGCACAUGCUGUAGGUAUUUCAGGUACAGUAUACGAUGCGAAUGGCACAAUGUUAGAAGAAUCAAUCGCAGCGCAGAGAUCUAAAGAUGCGUUAAAUCGCACUAAAUGCCUGGGUGACUUUUACAGUACCCACAUUGAUAAAUCUGAGACCUACAAUGCUUUCACUAUAGACGAAAUACUAGCGGAUAAUGUAGGCGUAAAAGCGUCCUAUGAAGCAUUUCAAAAACUGAAAGGAAAUACUCCAGUGAAAAGUGAUCUAAAUUCAGAUUCCUCUCCUACUUCUGAUCAGUUAUAUUUCCUCAAAUAUGCAAAGAGUUUCUGUGGAUAUAUGAGUGAAGAAGGAAUGCUCGAACAUGCUUAUUCAGGUUUUAAGCUACAGAAAAAGGAUAGGGUAAAUGGUGUUAUUUCAAACAGUAAGGACUUUGCAAAAGCGUACAACUGUCCAGUUGGUUCUCCAAUGAAUCCUAGUGAAAAAUGCCAUUUAUGGUAGAUUUUAAAAUUUGAUUUUCAUUCUUUCAACAACAAUAAUGAUGACUCCAUUUCAAACAGCACUUUUAAUACAAUGUCUUUUCGUGAUCAAUGAUGAUUUAAACGACACGUACUUCCAUUCUUUUGAAAUUUUAAGCUAAUAUGUUCAUUAUUGUUACCCAUAUAAUUACAUCUAUUUUGGAUUCUGAAUUCUUCUUGUCCAUAAGAAGUUUUCCGCCCAUGUUAUUUUAAGACCUCAUUAUGCAGAAAUAAAUCAAAAUUGUCCAUAC